AUGGCGUUCUGGCCUUCGUGUGGAAGUUCUGGAACUGGGGAGUUUGCUGAGAUUUCACUGCCAUCACUGCGCCUGAGUACAAACGCUGUUUCAUCCUUCUAUGAAUUUGAGGGGAUAAUCACGUCUGUCAUCACUGGCGAUCAAAUCAUGGCGGGGAAGACUUACUACCUGCGUCGGACCAUCCGCAAUCACAGCAACAACCAAAAAGCCACGAAAAUCAUUAGCCAAUCUGCAAUGGUGCUCGCAGUGACCAAUGAGAUCAACCCGAUCCUUUCCUACUCCUACAUGGCGGUGCUGGUGCCAGUCUUCCUCCUGACAGACGUCUUGCGUUACAAGCCCGUCCUGGUCCUCUCCAGCCUCAGCCACGUGGCCAUCUGGCUCCUCCUCCUCCUGGGCUCCUCCCUCUUAGAGAUGCAGUUCAUGGAGUUCUUCUACGGCAUCACCAUGGCAGCACGCGUGGCUUACUCCUCCUAUAUCUUCUCCCUGGUCACCCCAGAGCUCUACCAACGUGUGGCCAGCUACUCGCGCUCUUGUGUCCUCAUGGGGGUGUUUGCCAGCUCGGUGCUGGGCCAGGUGCUGAUAUCCGUGGGCAGGCUCUCCUUCGCCACGCUCAGUGUUGUCUCCUUGGCCUUGGUGUCCUUCGGCCUGGUGCUCUCCGUCUGCCUGCCCUGGCCCAAAAGGUCCUUGUUCUUCAACAGGGCCCACCACGCUGCCCAGAGGAACCUCCAGGAGCAGGCUGCCGCCCAGUCGGAGCUGGCCAGGAUGAAGCAGGGCGAAGCGGGCUUGGGUUCAGGUGACACACCCUCCCUGGCCCCUCUAAGCUCUGGUUCCUCCUGGAGGGACUCUGUGUUUAUUCAGAUGCUGAAGGAGCUGAGGAACGUGCCGCGGAGGCCCAGCCUGAGACUGUGGAGCCAGUGGUGGGUGUUCAAUUCCGCUGGCUACUACCUGGUGCUGUUGUACGUCCAUGUCCUGUGGAACAAGGUGUACCCCGCCACGGAGAACAAACACGUCUACAACGGAGGGGUGGAGGCUGUCUCCACACUACUGGGGUUGGAGCCUGUGUUCUCCAAGUCAAUGAUUCCUACAAAAUAUUAACACCCCUACAGCAGUUGGCAGAGGUAGUAGUGAGAGCACCAUGGUAACAUGCUUCAAGGUACAUAUUUUCUCAGUCAAAUGAGUUGUCUUAGACCAGGGUUUCCCCAUCUCCAGUUCUCCAGUACCCCCAACAACACACGUUGUUGUAGCCCCAG
This is a messenger RNA of Oncorhynchus gorbuscha (pink salmon), 1250 nucleotides long. RefSeq names its product reduced folate transporter-like. Gene Ontology annotation, biological process: folate transmembrane transport. NCBI's taxonomy places the organism in Eukaryota, Metazoa, Chordata, Actinopteri, Salmoniformes, Salmonidae. Gene Ontology annotation, molecular function: folic acid binding; folate:monoatomic anion antiporter activity. The transcript is spliced from 4 exons. The record is from RefSeq and is a predicted model, not a curated record. The coding region runs from base 1 to 1095 and encodes 364 amino acids. Gene Ontology annotation, cellular component: apical plasma membrane; basolateral plasma membrane; plasma membrane.